Messenger RNA from Prosopis cineraria, 724 nucleotides. RefSeq names its product 60S ribosomal protein L27a-3. Gene Ontology annotation, molecular function: structural constituent of ribosome. Bases 73 to 513 code for a protein of 146 amino acids. Gene Ontology annotation, cellular component: ribosome; cytosolic large ribosomal subunit. The transcript has a single exon. Gene Ontology annotation, biological process: translation. Lineage: Eukaryota; Viridiplantae; Streptophyta; Magnoliopsida; Fabales; Fabaceae. The record is from RefSeq and is a predicted model, not a curated record.
CCCCGAAACCCUAACUCAGCAAACCCUUGUGCCGCGGAUACCUCAGAGAAGCGAAGAGAAGCCAGAUCGGAGAUGACAACCCGCUUCAAGAAGAAUCGUAAGAAGCGCGGCCACGUGAGUGCCGGUCACGGUCGCAUCGGCAAGCACAGGAAGCACCCUGGUGGUCGUGGUAAUGCUGGUGGUAUGCACCACCAUAGAAUCCUCUUCGACAAGUAUCAUCCUGGUUACUUCGGGAAAGUGGGUAUGCGCUACUUCCAUAAGCUUCGCAACAAGUUCUACUGCCCCAUCGUCAACAUCGAUAAGCUCUGGUCAUUGGUUCCUAAUGAGGUGAAAGAGAAGGCCUCCAAGGACAAUGUUCCCUUGAUCGAUGUCACUCAGUAUGGGUACUUCAAAGUUUUGGGUAAAGGAGUUUUGCCGGAUAACCAGCCUGUCGUGGUGAAGGCCAAGCUCGUUUCCAAGAAUGCGGAGAAGAAGAUCAAGGAGGCCGGUGGGGCUGUGGUUCUUACUGCUUAGGUUUUGGAUACUUUUCUGUUUAUUAGAAUUUUGUCUCUCUGUUGGUAGUUCCUCUUGAAUUGAUUGAAAUUGAACCUUUUGCUCUAUUCGAACUCGGGCUAAGGUAAUGCUUUGGGUUUUUUUUUUUUUUACUUUUAUCCCAUGCAUGUCCAUUUCUCUGAGUUUCUUGCGGUUGAUCUCGACUUUAAUAUAUUAUUGUUGAUUCGCGAAA